CUCUCUCUUGUGCUGUCGUUUGUCAUCAUUUUCCGUCCUUUUUCCAAGCGCAAAGAAGGCAAUACAGCGUGUGCACGAUGGCCACGAGAUUGGGUGUGCGAGGCGGGUUGCUGCGAGUGUGCGCUGCUGCACUGCAAGGUGGCAGAAGCAAUGCAAAGCACGUGACGAGGACAACAAACAGGGCGGGGAUGGUGAUGACGAUGAACAGUGGAAGGCACGUGCGAUCACUUGCAACCGGUGGUGGUGGGCCAGCGACGAAGCCUGCCGUGAAGGUUGGCGUGAUCCUGGAGCGCUACCCUCUCUCGGAGCCGGCACUGACCCCGUUUGAGAAGAAGUUCCAGGAGUUUUCCCGGCAGAUGGAUGAGGAGAAGUCCGCUGUGUCCUUUGAGGAGUACCUGCAGAUGUUGGUGGAGCAAGAGGGCGGAAGCAAGAAGAAGAAAAAGAGCAAGAAGUCAAACCAGAAACAGGAACAGGGCGAAGAGCAAGACUCCUCCGCCGCAACAGCCACCGAGCAAGCCGCUGUCGAUGCAAGUGACACUGCACCUGUGGAGUUUGAGCCUGCGCCUCUGGAGACUGAGGAUGACCGCGCGCACAACACAAAGUCCCUCAACAGGUGUCUGUCAUCGAAGCUCUACCUCCUCAUCAAGACGAAGCAGAGCGAUGUCUGGCACUUUCCACAACUGCCGCUGACCAACGAGGAAUCCAUUCGUGCGUGCGCGGAGAAUGCCAUGGCCACAGUUAACGGCGAUACCACGGGCGACUUUGAGACGUACUUCAUUGGCAACGCGCCAUGCUACCACACCGUGAACAAGUCUUCAAACGACGCGCCAGACGAAUACACGUUCUACUUGCGGUGCAUGCUGGUGCAAGGGGCGUACGCGCCAACGGCAGACGUCACCGACUACGCGUGGGUGCCGGAGACAGAGUUGCAAGACUACAUUGAUAACGCAGACAAGUUCAAGCACUGCCUCUUUGGUUGACCUCGUUUCGCUGACCCACGCGCGCACGCAUAUAUGCGUGCGCGUGUGCGUGCCCGUGUGUGUGCACAUACGUCUGUGAGUGUGUGCCUUGUGCGUAUCUCUGUGCAGUGUGCAUGUGGUGCAGUCAUCACCUGUUUAAAACCUCUUUCUUGGUCCGCGCUUCAAAGCAGUGCACCAACCAAAC
This is a messenger RNA of Salpingoeca rosetta, 1164 nucleotides long. RefSeq lists its product as uncharacterized. Gene Ontology annotation, molecular function: structural constituent of ribosome. The transcript is spliced from 5 exons. The record is from RefSeq and is a predicted model, not a curated record. NCBI's taxonomy places the organism in Eukaryota, Choanoflagellata, Craspedida, Salpingoecidae. Gene Ontology annotation, cellular component: mitochondrial large ribosomal subunit. The coding region runs from base 78 to 980 and encodes 300 amino acids.